This is a messenger RNA of Durusdinium trenchii, 1527 nucleotides long. Lineage: Eukaryota; Dinophyceae; Suessiales; Symbiodiniaceae. The record is from the annotation of a GenBank genome assembly.
CACUUCACCUCCCACCCUGGCCAUGAGCGUCAUCGCUUUGCGCUACUUGCGUUCCCGCAAUGCCACCGGGAACACGUUGCUGUCGAGCACGGAGCAGCUCACAGACGUGUCCAACACGCAAUACUUGGGCAAAAUCAGCGUUGGCACGCCCGGGCAGAGCCUCGAGGUGAUCUUCGACACGGGCUCCUCGGACCUCUGGCUGCGUGGCGACGUCUUCGCAGCGGCGGACUCCAGCAGCUUCGUGGAUUUGGAGGCGGAGGCGUCGGUGGUCUACGGUGGACAGGUGCCCUUGCAAGGGAAACUCGUCCAGGAGACGAUCACACUAUGCGAUGCGAGGUGUUCUUCCCAGUCAAUGUUGCUGGUGCCUGCUGGCUCCAUGCCUAGCGUGGUGGCUGAUGGAGUGCUGGGCUUGGCGAUGCCUGGCUUGAGCCACACAGGAAUGACCUUCCUGCAGCACCUUGAAGGGCAAGGGAUAGACCGCUUCGCUUUCGCCCUUUCUGGUCCCGAUGCUGAAUCCUUCUUCAUCCUGGGCAUGCCAGGAACGGAUUGGUAUCAGACGUCCUCCUUACGAUGGACUCCUUCCAGCUCUCCGGACCGUUGGUGGUCCUUUCAGGGGGAGCUGGUGGUGAAGAAGCACGCCAUUCUCAGUGGGGAGUUCUUGUUGGAUUCGGGCACCUCCUUCAUUGCCGUCUCCUCAUCCAUGCAAGAGCGCUUGCUGCGACGGAUGCUGCCGGAGGCUUCUGAGAGAUGUUACCUGAACUCCGGAAAUCUCUUCAUGUGCCCCUGCGACGUCGGCCCUCAGAUGCACCACGUGGGUGUGCUGGUGGAGGGGGAGAUCUUUGAAAUGACGUCUUCGAGUUUAUUGACUCCAUCGGAUGAUUUCUGGUGUGUUUUGGCACCUGGGCAGGAUAGAUGUGUAUAGUCCUUUUUCUCUGGGGCAUCAGACCAAACGGGCUCGUGCAACAACGCACAUUGCCAUGUCAUUUUGCUCCAACAUCCAGAUCAACCAGGAAUGUUGCUGGACGCCAAGAACUUUCCCUAGGGAUCCAAGCACCUUCUCAGAAGAUGAUUGGAGACACUGUUAUGUAGGUGCCAGGAUCGUCCAGCCGUACCUUCCGAGAAGGUGCGACUGGAUCCCUAGGGUUUAAGGUUUUCAUUUUUGGGCCAAGGAGAUAUGCUGGAGAAGCAUAAUAAUGUCGACGUCGGAUCAGUCAACGGGGGAGUCCCCCCCUUCAAGGUCAACAAGGUUUAAGAUUGGAGGUAUUGGAGGACCACAUCCCCCUAAUAAAGGUGAUGACCUGAUAAUGGAUGAUGAGAUGAUGACGUGGACUGGAUGAUGGUUGAUGGGAUUCUGUGUGAACCAUGAGAGUUUGAACCAUGAGAACCAUGAGAGCUCUGAGUAUGGUAGAUCAGAGCCAUGCCAAUAAAUAACAACAAUCAAACGCGUAACCGUGAACCAACUACGUUGUUUUUCUGGUGCAGCUGGGCUUGAUUAAUAUGGGGGGGUGUUCUGGCCAGGAAAGGUGG